UCUUGCUCUCACCGCCACCCAAGGGUUCCCGACCACCUCCUAUGUUCCCUUCCAUCUAAUUCUGACGAACAGAUAAAGUAUCCUAUAACAACACUAGCUACGGACUCUCGAAAUGGACGACACCACGCCCAAGAGUCCCACACCGAGUCGGCCUUUCGACCUACGCAGCACAGAUUGGUUUUCGAACGGGCACUCUAAGGAGAGCUCUGCGACGGACGAUCGGUCAUCUUUUUACACAUAUGAAUCGCGCGCAACUACACCAGGGUCUGUGGACGUGGACUAUCUGUCUGAGAAAAGAGACCGGGACGAAAUGGAGGGUGAAGACAUGAAUCUAGUUCUGGGAGGAGUCGGAAGGUUGUCUGAUGAAGUCUAUGACCGAGCACUUUCUUGGUGGAGGGCUGCGGUUCGGAGGAAGUUGGUAAAGAGUGUGGAAUGGGAAUCGAGACUUAUUGCUACGAUGCAGGAGUAUGUCCGCACACCGUUCCUAGACGCUUAUUUCGUUUAUACCUCGUCUCUCGGAACACAUACGUUCUUUAUGACGGUUCUACCAGCGUUCUACUUCUUCGGAUACCAAGAGGUCGGACACGGUUUGCUUAUUGUGCUUGCAUUCGGAGUAUAUCUCUCGUCAUUCAUUAAGGACCUCAUAUGCUCGCCGAGGCCAUUCGCUCCUCCGGUUACCAGGCUCACCAUUGGAACACACCACCUCGAAUAUGGAUUCCCGUCGACCCACUCGACCAACAGCAUGUCCAUUGCUCUGUAUCUCUUCACCCAGAUCUAUCGACUGUAUAGCACGCCUUCUUUUUCUAGUGUUGAUGGUGUUCUUGAACCGGAAAUGAUGAUAUCCAAGACCACAUUUUACGCGGCGUCUUCGGUCCUCGUGUUCUACACUUUCUCAAUUGUAUAUGGUCGAGUGUACACCGCAAUGCAUUCACUCACGGACUGCGCCGUGGGUGUCCUGCUAGGUACAUUCAUUUGGGCUCUUCAUCUUUGGUGCGGAGACGUAAUCGGUGAUUGGCUGAGGCAACCAAGUUACAUCGUACCUGCUAUCACUAUUCCACUUUGUCUGUUACUCGUCCACCGUCACCCACAACCAGUGGAUGACUGUCCAUGCUUUGAAGACGCAAUUGCAUUCAUGUCAGUGGUGCUCGGUCAAUUCCUCACGAUAUGGUUCAUGGCGAAGAACCAUCUGGACGAACGUUUCUUCCUUCGAGUGAUGCCCGGGAAGCCAGUUGGUGGGACAUGGUCAGAAAUGUCUCUCUGGUGGAGCAUUGCAGCUGCUAAGAUGGUCGUUGGUGUUCUAACCAUCUUUGCUUGGCGUAUUUUUGCCAAGUUCCUCCUUCACCGUAUCCUCCCACCAAUUUUCCGUUUCCUUUCGCAUCUUUUCACCCUCCCACACCGUCGAUUCUAUACCCCAGCUACAGACUACACCAACGUUGCUCCGGAGAAAGGUCUUCACCCAAUUCCCUCUGUCAUCGAUUUGCCAGGUAUGGUCGAGCUUGAAGCAGAUGGCGUCAAUAGUGCGAGUACGGGACAUAGAAGAAGUCAGGAUAACGGUGCGGCCCGGGAUAUCAAGUUAAGAGGCGGUAAAGGUGGAAAGAAUGAGAAGAAUUUCCAGAAACGCGCCGACGGGCUUGGGCUGGGAUUAGAGGAGAUGGGUGGGAAGCAGAUGGAGGUUGUGAAGCAUUACGAUGCCGAUGGUAUGGCUCUAUGGCUCACCUCAUCAUCUUGGAUACUCAUAUCACGUUUUAACAGUCUUGACGAAGGUCUUUGUCUACUGCGGUAUCGGAAUCAUCGCUAUAGGUGUGAUGCCCGUCAUUUUUGAGCUGCUUGGUUGGGGCCUUCGAGCUGUCUAAUUUGGAUCUGAUUGGUACCUUUUCUUCACGGCGUCGCACCUUUCAGACACUGUUUCGCUGAGUAGUAUUACUCUAUACCCGCUAAUUUAUUUAGGGAUAGGUUCUUUGGUAUCGUAUAGUCCUUUGGUGGCUCCAAACACGUUGCGUUCUACGUACCUCUCCGGAUGAUAGAAGGCGCAUUGGAUCGAUUCACCAUAACAUCAUGUUGUGGAGAUUUUCGCGAUUGACACUUCAGAUAGGGAAGGGAUCCGUCAAUAGGUUUGUCUAGAUUAAUCUAAUAUGACUUUUGCCCCUAUGGCAAAGACAUGGCUGCAUUUGGGAGGUGUCCAAUGCGAAGAACUGCUUCGGUGCUUCCCGGCGCCUACUAGCAACCUGUCCCACACCCUCAUCACCCAAGCUUGAAGUGAAGUAGGACGUCU
Messenger RNA from Somion occarium, 2272 nucleotides. The record is from the annotation of a GenBank genome assembly. NCBI's taxonomy places the organism in Eukaryota, Fungi, Basidiomycota, Agaricomycetes, Polyporales, Cerrenaceae.